Closterium sp. Yama58-4 is the source of this 1506-nucleotide messenger RNA. NCBI's taxonomy places the organism in Eukaryota, Viridiplantae, Streptophyta, Zygnematophyceae, Desmidiales, Closteriaceae. The record is from the annotation of a GenBank genome assembly.
AUGGUGGUGACGGCGAUUCAGGAGACGAGCGCGGACGGCGCGUACAAGCGCACGCCCUCCGCCUUCCGCAGCGUCAUCACCGCGGAUGAAUCGAGCGGUUUCCCCGCCGUCGCAGGCAGGUACCACCUGUACGUGAGCUACGCGUGCCCCUGGGCGUGUCGCUGCCUCAUGGCGCUCAAGCUUAAGGGGCUCGAGGACGCUAUCUCCGUCACUGUGGUGGAACCCGUGUGGAAACGCACAAGGGAGAGCGACGACAACGUUGGCUCGCAGUUCGUGGCGACAUUCAUUCCCCUCUCCCUUGCCCUCAUUCUCCCCCAACCCUACUCUUCAGGUGCUGGAACAUGUUUGGAAGCGCACAAGGGAGGGGGACGACAACGUGAAGCACGAGGGAAGGGACGCGAAGGUGGCAGAGGCAGAGAGCGACCCUCAGUUUUCCACCAUAAUCCAACUCUCGUCCCUGCUCUAUCCCUCUGCUGCCCUCUUACACUCUCAUCACAGGUCGUGGAACCGGUGUGGAAGAGCACGAGGGAAGGCGACGACCACAUGGGAUGGAAGUUUGUCGCGCCGGGAGGGGAGGCGGAGGUGGCAGGGGCAGCGACACUCAUUCCCCCGUCCCCUGCCCUCAUUCCCCCCCUACCCUACUCACCUACUCAGGGGCAGAGACCGACCCUCAUUCCCCCUCCCCUCACCCCGCUGCUUCUUUCUCUCCUCUCAGGUGGUGGAACCUGUGUGGAAGCGCACGAGGGAGGGGACGACCACGUGGGCUGGCAGUUCGUGGCGCCGGGAGGCGAGGCGGAGGUGGCAGGGGCAGAGAGCGACCCUUUGAAUGGCGCGUUCUUCCUGAGGGACGUGUAUGAGAAGGUGGACCCGCAUGCAGUCAAGUUCAUUGUCCCUGUGCUGUGGGACAAGCAGACAGGCACCAUAGUGAACAACGAGAGUGCGGAGAUCGUGCGAAUGCUCAACUCAGAGUUCAACGCCAUUGCCAAGAACCCUCAGGUGGACCUGUACCCGCCCCACCUGCGAGCAGCAAUAGACGAGGUGAACGAGUGGGUGUAUCCUGCAAUCAACAACGGCGUCUACCGCUGCGGCUUCGCCAAAAAGCAAGGCCCAUACGAAGAGGCGUUCAAGGAGCUCUUUGCUGCUCUGGAUCGCUGUGAGGACAUUCUUUCAAAGCAGCGCUACAUGGCAAGAGACACAUUCACAGAGGCUGACAUUCGGCUGUUCGUCACACUCAUUCGAUUCGACGAGGUGUACGUGGUUCAUUUCAAGUGUAACCGCAAUUUCAUCCGCGAGUUCCCCAACCUCUUCAACUACACCAAGGAAAUUUACCAGCUGCCCGGAAUUGCCUCUACAGUGAACAUGGGGCAUAUCAAGGCGCACUAUUUCCGAAGCCAUCCUUCUAUCAACCCCUUCGGCAUAAUCCCUAUGGGUCAGGGUACCGAUUACAGUGCUCCUCAUGAUAGGGAUAGGUUGCCUGGUGUUGCUCUGCCUUGUGGGAAGGAGUGA